Rodentolepis nana is the source of this 861-nucleotide messenger RNA. NCBI's taxonomy places the organism in Eukaryota, Metazoa, Platyhelminthes, Cestoda, Cyclophyllidea, Hymenolepididae. The record is from the annotation of a GenBank genome assembly.
AUGGUCGAGUGGUCUAAAUGUAUUCCGAAAAUCAUGUCUCCAGUUACUGAAAUAGUCAACAUCUAUGUUCCGUCAGAUAAACGUCCAUCGGAAGAUGUAAAACUUAGUGGGAGCAUUCCAUUUCACUUCUUGUAUACUCAACUUCAAGAGUUUGCCACUAACAAGGACCCAGGCACCCAUCCCUCUACCUGGUUCGAUGACGAUGCCUUUAAGUCUCGUAUUACUGCCAUCAAGGCCGAUUAUGAGAGACGGAAAAAGGAGAAGUCCAUUUUAUCGGACAGCGGUUUAAUCUCGUCAUGGGUUAAUUCACUUUCUUCAUUUGAAUGCCUUGAAAGUGGGGCCGCCUCUGCUUCCGUCAGCGUCCAAACUGAUGGAGCCCUUGGCCUUAGUAUUUGUCCUCAAUCGACUCCGAAUAAGGAGAGCCAAACUAAAUCUCUUUUGCCGCAAGGAAUGCGCACUUUUCUUGAUGACGACGAUUCGUUUAUUCUUGAUGUUUCAACACCUUCAGGUGACAUUUUUGAUCCUCCACAUGUAGCUGCACGAAAAACGAAUACAGAUGUGGAAAAUCUCGGCAAUGUCAGUCUACCCAUUUUAAAUGACUCAGACUCCAGCGUGCAUCGUCGUAGAAUACCAUGGACUCUUUCAGAGACUAUUGCCCUUUGGCACGAGGUUCAAGAAGCCCUGCCCAAUCCUCCUUCAUGGGCUAAUAUCAGGGACAAGGUAUUUGCCUCCUCUCGACGCACAAAUGUGGACCUGAAAGAUCGUUGGAGGGUCAUUCAAAGAGACAAAGGUCUCCAGAAGAAAAUUCGGCUCUACUAUGACAAAUGGCUUGCGGGCCAGAGGAAGAGUUCCAAAAAAUAG